This is a messenger RNA of Python bivittatus (Burmese python), 2231 nucleotides long. The record is from RefSeq and is a predicted model, not a curated record. NCBI's taxonomy places the organism in Eukaryota, Metazoa, Chordata, Lepidosauria, Squamata, Pythonidae.
AAUGGCUGUCUUGCCCACUGUGGCCUACAGCCCACCUGAAAAAUGUAAAUACAUGGCCUUCAGUCAUCAAAAGGUUGCCCACCACUGGGUUAACAUGAACACUGCUGUGGCAGGCUACACCUGAAAAGAUGGGCCCAUUCUACCAAAAUCUGAUUUGGUUCUAAUUUGCAGAAUCAUUUGAGCCUUAAGAGCUUUGGAGAGUCAUGACUUAAAUCAACCCCAGAGUGUGUUUCUUCAAAUUGCGGAAAGAAAGGUGGCAAAUCUGGAUCAAGCAAGUUAUCUCAAAGACCUGCACCUCCCAGGCCAUGCAGUCUGGACGCAGGGGCCGCCUGUCCGUGCCGGGGCCGAGCAACGCAACCCAAGACAGCAUUACCAGCAGCCCCUCAAUAUCUGGUGAUCUUCGGCUGCUCCACACAAUAGACUGUGGAGAUCAGCUUCUUUGCUGCCAGUUCAAUAAUGAUGGGACGCGAGUUGCAGCAGGAUUGCGCACUGGAGCCAUUAAGGUUUAUUCUGUCAAUGAUGGGUCACUUCAUCACAUUCUUGCUGACAAUGAGACAACAUCUUUAGGACUACCUACCACCUCAAUGCACUUUAUGCCCCGUGGGCCUGCCCACAAUGGAGAUGUCAUACUUACCACCUAUUCUGGUGGGAAAGUGAAACUAUGGCACGUCUCUACUCGCACCUGCGUGCGCACCAUAACAGAGGACCGCCAAACCUUCAUGGCCUGUUUCAAUCAUUCUGGCUCCAAGUUUGUCACAGGUGGAGCAGGACCUGGAAUUUACAUGUAUGAUGCUCAGACCUGGGAUAAAUUGGAAAAUUUUCUGCCAAGUUUUGGACCAUACAAGCACCACAUUCUCUACGUCUUCUAUCACUUCUGUUCUUUCCCACCUUUACUUUGCCCUUCUUGCAGGCAUAUCUCUGGGCCCCACAUCUGCGGGGAUGCCAUGUCAAUAGACAAAACGGGGACACAGAUUCUGACAGGAUCCUGGAGGCGGCAUAACACCUUGCAGAUCUGGGAUGCUGAAACGUGUGCCAAGAUAAUGGACAUUCCAGAAGAUUUCCGGGGUCACUCACAGAUAUAUACUUGCCACUUCCUUGGUGCUGACUACAUAGUAGCUGGUGGCAGUCGGAACAACUUGUGUCGACUCAUUGACAGAAGAAUUCUCAUGAGCACAGGGGUGCUUAAUGACCUGCCUGGAGGUGUUUAUAGUACUCAUAUCAGUUGCCGUGGAGUCCUAGCUGCAACUUCCAACAAUUUCCUGUAUCUUGCACAAACUCCAGUGAAACCUUGAAGUCUUCCUGUGUGACUGCGAGGAACUCUUGCUACGACCAGAAGGAUAUCACCAGUGCCUUUGAUCAUCAUGACUGUUAUCAGCUUGUCAAUUUCCUAGUAUCCUCGAUGUCUGUCAAAAUCAUGCAUAAGGUCACCCUGAUAUGCCUGCCCUCUUCCUAUCUUCUUCUGCUUCUCUGUGGACAAACAGAAUCAUGGUCUGCCAGUAGAGAGUCCUGCUUGAUUGGAUGUGCCCAAUCUCAUCAUUGCUCUGCUGAUGUUAAUCCCUUCUCAGCAUGAUCGUCUGGAGGUACUGCUCUGUUGGAAUCAUCUCAUCAUGGUUUGCUUUUGUGGACACCUUUCGUUUUGAUCUUGUACCAGAAUCUCCGGGAUUCUCACCAUUCUUUCCUUCCAUGGAUGAGAUCUUAUCUUUAGACUUUGUUGCCUGGGACUGUGACUGACUGGGUUAUCUGUUGCUGCUGUUGGCAAUCCAAACCGUGCUUGACCACAGCUGUCAUAGACUUCCUGUUAAAUUGACAGUGGUUAUUCUUAGGACUAUGUGGGGUUUGAAAUGGUUCCCCUAACCCCAUAUUGUAGAGAAUCCCAUCAUCUUCUGAAUUGCCUUCUAAUCAAACCCACUGGAGGGAAAGGUGUGUCCAUGGUAUUUCUGCCUUAAGUUGCCAUCCUGCCUGGGGGUUAAGCUUCCUCUCUUUUCAUACCCACCUCCCAGCAUGGCUGCCCUAAAACACCACCUUGGUGCCAAAUUAAAACAUCUUGGCUGGGCCUUUGUGUGUGUCCAGUACUCCUGGGUCUUUGGGAAGGAAAAUGGGAUCUAUUUGAACAAGAAUGCAACAGAGGGGAGCUAAGACUCCUGGAUUCCUUGAAAUGGUCAAGGAUUUUAUUCCCAGGAAUUUUGCCCCCAGUUGCAGGGCUGAGCCAUGGAAUAUGUGAAACAAUAAUA